AUGGACCCCAAGAUGUCUGAUAACUCGAGCAACCCAACUGUGCAGUUCAUUGAGCUCAGUCCUGAGAUAGUUUUACAGCCUCCACUCUCUCGCAAAGCCUUUAGCCUGAAUGUGGUCAGUCUGCGGGAAGCCGUCAAAGUCGCGAAGAAAGGGCUUGCAGAAUCUAUCCAUUGCAGGGUCUAUGGCACUCCAAAAGACUUUGCAACUGGAUUCAAAAUCUCUCUGCAGAAGAUAUUGACCGACGAAGAGGAUUUGGUUGCGGCGGUCUACCAUGCCCGCUGGGAGUUGAACCAUUCCACGAAUGGGAUCAUGCAUGUACCGGGUGCUGAAGGCAGUGGCCUACUCAAGAAAAAUGUCAAGAAGCAUAUUUAUGCCGACGCUGUAUCUCCUGGCUUUGUUAUUCCUGGACACGCCGAUUUCAUUCCGAAGACAGCUGCAGUGGUACAUACUCGGAGCCUUGCGUUUCUCCAAAUGCACCUCGGCGAGAUCUUUGACCUGGAGGAUUUCUAG
Messenger RNA from Penicillium subrubescens, 510 nucleotides. Its product is annotated as carboxymethylenebutenolidase. The record is from RefSeq and is a predicted model, not a curated record. Bases 1 to 510 code for a protein of 169 amino acids. Lineage: Eukaryota; Fungi; Ascomycota; Eurotiomycetes; Eurotiales; Aspergillaceae. The transcript is spliced from 3 exons.